AACCCGCAAGCGAUCAUGGCCCAGCAGCUAGCCCUUCAGCAACAGGCAGCAGCCCAGGCCCAGGCCCAACAACAGGCAGCGCAGCAGCAAGCUCAGCAGCAGCAGGCCGCGCAGCAACAGGCAGCGCACAACCAGCAAAUGGCGGGCCAUAACCAAGCACAGCACAUGGCGAUGAAUGCUCAGCCCAUGCAGGGUAUGCCACAGCCAAAUCCCAUGGCAGCUCAGCCGUCAAUGGGCGCACAGCAGCAGCCGGGCCAGCAGCCGCCAGGCCAGGCCCAGCCGCAAUCCCAGCAGCAACCCGGUCCCCAGUCGCAGCCGACGCCGCAGCAAGUCUCACAAGCCGGCACACCUGCACCGACGGGGCAACAGACUCCUCAGACACCCGCACCGACUCCGGCUCAGGCGAAUCAGAUGCAACAGGGCCAGCCCCAGCCUCAACAGGCCCAUCCUCCGAAUCAAAACCAGAUGGCCGCCGUUGCAACCCAGCAACUCAUGGCCAACACCCUGAUGCAGCAGCAGCACCAGCAGCAACUAAGAGAAGGGAUGAAGACAAAGUGUCUAUUAAGACUGAUGCACUUUGGCGAAUGCCUAAGUACCUUCCCUGGAGCAAAGAACAAAGAGGAUCUCACGUACUGGAGUAGAGUUGUAUCCCAGUUCUUCUCAUCACCCAACGGUGUCUUCCGCCACUCAUUCCACCCUAGCGAAAAGGAAGAUGUAGCAGAUAAGCAAUAUGAAAUUGCUUAUCCAGUAAUUGCUCGCUAUCUCCAUACCUAUUACAGCAGUGGCGUCAAGAGUAUACAACUCAUUCUCGACGGCGGGAGCAUCGACAAGGCAUUGCCCGGGGACUGCUACUGUAUCGAGAACCAACGAGCCAGUUUCGUCUAUUGGUUCGAGACAGGCUCACAUCUUGUGGCCAAUGGAACGCUACGUGCGCAAUUUGAUGCCGAACAGAAAAUCGAAUUGUUUGAAUUCCUCACCACAGGACACGAGGAAUUUGUGUCUAUGAGAAGUGUCAUCGAAGCAGCAAAGCCAACACACGAAUGGAUCAAGGAGUGGCGCAGUGUUAACACGAUUGAUGGCAAGCAAUCUCCGGAAAUGUCCAAGAAGGGCAAGUCUCGGCAGCUCAAGUCGCCUCAGAAAGAGCCACCCGGCGUGCUGGUUGACCUCAACUCGGCUGUCAACAAACAAGGAGUCACUCAGGCCGUCCAUCAAUUCCUCGAGAUUGUAGAAGUCAUGGGUCAGAUGAACCCACUGAUUGGGUUCUACAACCAAAACCCUGGCCUGACUCCCUACGGCGCGCUGGAACAAUACGUAGCAACCCAAAUCAAUGGCGCGACCCCGGUUAUGAACGGCCAAGCCAUGGCACAAGCGCCCAGGACACCCGGCUUUGGACAGUUUCCAAUCGGAGCGAGCCCUGCAGCGGUACAUAUGAACCUUCCUGGCUCACCUCACAUUGGCAGUCCUGCGCCAGGCCAAGCUCCUGGCAUGCAGCUCCAGCCAAGCCAACAGGGAACGAGUUCGAGCGGACCAAGUGCAAACACGUCACCGGCCUCUAACAAGCGUCGGCGUCCGUCUACUGUCAAAGUUGAGGAUGAUUCCGUCGCGCCAGGCGCUGGCCAAGUCAACGGCAUACAGAACAGGGUUAAGCCUCAGACUCCUCGGAUGGCAAAGCGUGUCAAGGCCAACCCAGCUUGA
Molecule: messenger RNA, 1695 nt
Organism: Trichoderma atroviride IMI 206040
Lineage: Eukaryota; Fungi; Ascomycota; Sordariomycetes; Hypocreales; Hypocreaceae
Source: RefSeq, a predicted model, not a curated record